UGUGCUUUAUAAUACUCUUUGAUAGGUACUUAUCUGUGUAAAUUUGGUACCUAUAAAUUUUCAGUUAUAAAAUCGGGGGCAAAACUUUCAUCAAAUUUCUUUUCUUAUUAAAUUUGUUCACAGAUAACAAUGGCAGACCCAGGGAAGGGUCGAGGUCGAGGCUUGGCCUUGCUUAAGGCUCUUAAGUCCCAAAUGAUGGAAACUCAGUCACAAGCUGAACAGCCAGCCCCUGAACGCACCCCAACACCAAGUGUUGCCUCUAAUGUUGCACAAGCAAGUACAAGUGUCGGGGGGCGAGGAAAAAUGGCAGCUAUGUUACUUUCGAAAAUGCAGCAGAAGCCUGGAGAACCAACAUUUAGCCCAGCAUCAGAUGUAAGUCCAAGCGCACCUACGGGUAGGGGUGCUGGACGUGGCUUUGAACUUUUUAAAACUUUGAAAGGCUCGCAAUCUGCAAAACAAGCACCUGUCAAUGUUGAUAAAACUGUUGACGAUUUGUCAAAGAAAAUGUCUUCUUCAACUUUAUCAACUGAUCAGACUACAUUAGCAGGGAAAAAUAAAUAUUUUAGAGAAGUGAAAGAGACUCCACCGGUAGUUAAGAAAGGUGAAACUGGCACUCCCUGUGAAGUAACGGCUAAUUUCAUUUAUUUAAACUUUGAAGAGAACAAUGUUUUCGAAUAUGAAGUCAGAUAUGAUCCGGACCAGGAUUAUAAACAUUUACGAUUUAAACUGUUGAAUGAGCACAGUCACUUCUUCAAAGAGAAAACGUUUGAUGGUACAACAUUGUAUGUGCCACAUAUGCUACCAGAAGAAGCGCUUAAUUUAGUAUCAACUAACCCGUUUGACAAUAGUAAAGUUAAUAUUAGAAUACUCUUCCGUCGGACACGUCGUCUGAGUGAAAUGAUACAUAUAUACAACAUACUUUUCAAGCAAAUUAUGAAGGAUUUAGAGCUAGUUCGCUUUGGACGACAACAUUUUAACGAACACUCUGCUAUACAGAUACCGCAGUAUAAGUUGGAAGUUUGGCCAGGAUAUGUAACAGCGGUAGACGAAUAUGAAGGUGGUCUCAUGUUGACUUUAGAUACUACUCAUAGAGUUCUAAGGACACAAUCAGUGCUAUCCCUUAUUAAAGAGACCCUUAAAGCUGAAGGUUCUAAUUGGAAAAAAGCUUUAUCCAAUAAGCUAAUAGGAAGUUCGGUUAUGACUACUUAUAAUAAAAAACUUUUUAGAGUAGAUAGUAUUGAUGACACAAUGAAUCCAUUGUCAACGUUUGAAAAGAAUGAAAAGGGACAAGUAGUUCAAAUUAGCUAUAUGGAUUAUUAUAAGAAGAACUACGGGAUUGAUAUUAUGGAUACUGAGCAACCAAUGCUUAUAUCAAGAGAUACAAAACGUAUGCCGGGUUCAGAAAAACCUACAGACUUCUUGAUAUGCCUAGUACCAGAACUGUGUCAACUCACAGGGUUGACUGACGAUCAGAGAAGCAACUUUAGGCUUAUGAAAGAUGUGGCCACUUACACUCGUGUAACUCCAAACCAACGACAUGCAGCUUUUAAAAAGUAUAUCGAAAAUGUACUUAACAAUGAGACGGCCAGAAAUCGUCUCAAAGGAUGGGGUUUAAGUAUAGCCCCAGAGACAAUAAAUAUUACAGCCAGGACAUUACCACCGGAAACAUUGUAUUUUGGCAAUGAUGCUAAAGUACCAGGAAAGCCCAAUGCCGAUUGGAAUGCAGAUUGCACUAGAAAUCCCGUGAUGCAAGCCGUCGAUAUAAUAAGAUGGGUCGUACUAUAUACAGAUAGGGAUAAACAGGUUGCAACGGAUUUCAUUGAAACAAUAAAACGGUGUAGUGGUCCAAUGGGUAUAAGUGUAUCCAAACCAGACUUAGUCCGUUUGCCCAAUGAUCGUACGGACACAUAUGUUAUGGCCCUUAGAAAAUGUAUCACAUCUCAACUACAGUUAGUCGUCGCAAUCGCCCCCACUAUGAGAGAUGAUCGUUAUGCUGCUAUUAAAAAGAUCUGCUGUGCCGAUAACCCGGUGCCGUCUCAGGUUAUCAAUGCUAGAACACUUAUGAACAGCCAGAAAAUACGAUCAAUAACUCAAAAGAUUCUGUUACAAAUUAAUUGUAAACUUGGAGGUACUUUAUGGAACAUCAGUAUACCGUUAAAGACAGCCAUGGUCAUUGGUAUUGAUUCAUAUCACGACGCUAGCAGGAAAAGUAAUAGUGUUUGCUCUUUCAUAGCAUCGUACAAUCAAUCUAUGACCCACUGGUACUCAAAGGCCGUGUUCCAAGAACGGGGCCAGGAAAUUGUCGACAGUCUCAAGUCUUGCCUUGUGGACUCGCUGAAGCAUUAUUUAAGAGUAAAUGGCAGAUUACCCGAUCGGAUCAUUAUUUACAGAGACGGUGUUGGAGACGGUCAGCUAAAGCUCGUGCAAGACUAUGAGAUACCACAAAUGAAGAUUAGCUUCUCUCUAGUUGGAGAAACGUACAAACCGACACUAACAUAUGUAGUUGUUCAAAAGAGAAUAAAUACACGAAUAUUCUUGAAGACUGGGAGAGACUUGGGUAAUCCCAUGCCAGGAACAGUCGUCGAUCACGCUAUUACUAGGCGAGAUUGGUACGAUUUCUUAAUCGUAUCUCAGAAGGUGAACCAAGGCACGGUGACUCCCACCCACUAUGUAGUAGUCUAUGAUGAUAGCGGUAUGACUCCGGACCAAUGCCAACGACUGACAUAUAAGUUGUGUCAUUUGUACUACAACUGGCCGGGCACUGUAAGAGUACCGGCACCUUGCCAGUAUGCUCACAAGUUAGCUUCACUUGUGGGGCAGAGUGUACGUUCUCAGCCCAAUGAGGCACUUGCAGAUAAGCUGUACUUCCUAUAAUGGAUACUAACUGUACCUUACUACUCUCAAUAUAAGGUUUUAUCGCUGUUAUUGAUAACUUA
This is a messenger RNA of Melitaea cinxia (Glanville fritillary), 2936 nucleotides long. RefSeq names its product piwi-like protein Ago3 (gene Ago3). NCBI's taxonomy places the organism in Eukaryota, Metazoa, Arthropoda, Insecta, Lepidoptera, Nymphalidae. Gene Ontology annotation, biological process: regulatory ncRNA-mediated gene silencing. Gene Ontology annotation, molecular function: piRNA binding; protein binding. The record is from RefSeq and is a predicted model, not a curated record. The coding region runs from base 130 to 2874 and encodes 914 amino acids. The transcript has 17 exons. Gene Ontology annotation, cellular component: P granule.